GGCGGCGGCCGUUCUCCGUAAGAUGGCGGACCGGCGGCGGCAGCGCGCUUCGCAGGACACCGAGGACGAAGAAUCUGGUGCUUCCGGCUCAGACAGCGGCGGUUCCCCGGCGCGGGGCGGCGGGAGCUGCAGCGGUAGCGCUGGAGGCGGUGGCAGUGGCUCUCUGCUUUCCCAGCGCGGAGGUCGAGCCGGGGCCCUUCAUCUGCGGCGGGUGGAGAGCGGGGGCGCCAAGAGCGCUGAGGAGUCGGAGUGUGAGAGUGAAGAUGGCAUCGAGGGCGAUGCUGUUCUCUCGGAUUAUGAAAGUGCAGAAGACUCAGAAGGUGAUGAAGGGGAGUACAGUGAAGAGGAAAACUCCAAAGUGGAGCUGAAAUCAGAAGCCAAUGAUGCUGCUAAUUCUUCAGCAAAAGACGAGAAGGGAGAAGAAAAGCCUGAUACCAAAGGCACUGUGACUGGAGAGAGGCAAAGUGGGGAUGGACAGGAGAGCACAGAGCCUGUGGAGAACAAAGUUGGUAAAAAAGGCCCUAAGCAUUUGGAUGAUGAUGAAGAUCGGAAGAACCCAGCAUACAUACCCCGGAAAGGGCUCUUUUUUGAGCAUGAUCUUCGAGGGCAGACUCAGGAGGAGGAAGUCAGACCCAAGGGACGUCAGCGAAAGCUGUGGAAGGAUGAGGGUCGCUGGGAGCAUGACAAGUUUCGGGAAGAUGAACAGGCUCCAAAGUCCCGACAGGAGCUCAUUGCCCUUUAUGGCUAUGACAUCCGCUCAGCUCACAAUCCUGAUGACAUCAAACCCCGAAGAAUCCGGAAACCCAGGUUUGGGAGUCCUCCACAAAGAGAUCCAAACUGGAUUGGGGAGCGGCCAAAUAAGUCCCAUCGCCACCAGGGUCCUGGGGGUACCUUACCACCAAGGACAUUUAUCAACAGGAAUGCCGCAGGUACUGGCCGCAUGUCUGCUGCCAGGAAUUACUCUCGAUCUGGAGGCUUCAAGGAAGGUUGUGCUGGUUUUAGGCCUGUGGAAGCUGGUGGGCAGCAUGCUGGCCGGUCUGGUGAGACUGUUAAACAUGAGACUAGUUACCGGUCACGGCGCCUGGAGCAGACUCCAGUAAGGGAUCCAUCUCCAGAAGCAGAUGCUCAAGUGCUUGGCAGUCCUGAGAAGGAAGAGGCAGCCCCAGAGAUACCAAAUCCUGCUCCUGACACUGCACCACCAGCUCCUGACAGGCCUAUUGAGAAGAAAUCCUAUUCCCGGGCAAGAAGAACCAGGGUCAAAGCUGGAGAUGCAGUCAAGGUUGCAGAGGAGGUGCCCCCUCCACCUGAAGGGCUGACCCCAGCACCUCCAGUCCCAGAAACUACGCCUCCUCCGCCUGCUAAGACUGGGAACUGGGAGGCUCCAGUGGAUUCUACUACAGGCGGACUUGAACAAGAUGUGGCACAACUAAAUAUAACAGAACAGAAUUGGAGCCCAGGGCAGCCUUCAUUCCUGCAGUCACGUGAGCUUCGGGGUAUGCCCAACCCCAUACACAUGGGAGCAGGACCUCCACCUCAGUUUAACCGGAUGGAAGAAAUGGGUGUCCAGGGUGGGCGAGCCAAACGCUAUUCAUCUCAACGGCAAAGACCAGUGCCGGAGCCCCCUGCCCCUCCUGUGCACAUCAGUAUCAUGGAAGGACAUUACUAUGAUCCAUUGCAGUUCCAGGGACCAAUCUAUACCCAUGGUGACAGCCCUGCCCCACUGCCUCCUCAGGGCAUGAUUGUGCAGCCAGAAAUGCACCUUCCCCACCCAGGUUUACAUCCCCACCAGACACCGGCGCCUCUGCCCAAUCCAGGCCUCUAUCCCCCACCAGUGUCCAUGUCUCCAGGACAGCCACCACCUCAGCAGUUGCUUGCUCCUACCUACUUUUCUGCUCCAGGCGUCAUGAACUUUGGUAAUCCCAGUUACCCUUAUGCUCCAGGGGCGCUGCCUCCCCCGCCACCGCCUCAUCUAUAUCCUAACACGCAGGCCCCAUCACAGGUAUAUGGAGGAGUGACCUACUAUAACCCCGCCCAGCAGCAGGUGCAGCCAAAGCCCUCCCCACCACGGAGGACUCCCCAGCCAGUCACCAUCAAGCCCCCACCACCUGAGGUUGUAAGCAGGGGUUCCAGUUAAUAUGAAUUUCUGAAUAUUUUAAAUCUAACAUCGUAUAAAAGGGACACGGGUUCGAGCCCUGGUCUGGGAAGAUCCCACAUGCCACAGAGCAACUGGGCCCGUGAGCCACAACUACUGAGCCUGCGCGUCUGGAGCCUGUGCUCCGCAACAAGAGAGGCCGCGAUAGUGAGAGGCCCUCGCACCAUGAUGAAGAGUGGCCCCCGCUCGCCGCAGCUAGAGAAAGCCCUCGCACAGAAACGAAGACCCAACACAGCCAUAAAUAAAUAAAUAAAUAAAUUUUUUAAAGCCAUUUCUUAAAAAAAAAAAAAAGGAAAGGGGAAAUCUAAAUUUGAGGUGUUACAGCAGAGCCAAU
Molecule: messenger RNA, 2486 nt
Organism: Physeter macrocephalus (sperm whale)
Lineage: Eukaryota; Metazoa; Chordata; Mammalia; Artiodactyla; Physeteridae
Gene: CASC3
Product: CASC3 exon junction complex subunit
Exons: 14
Coding region: 23-2134 (703 amino acids)
Biological process (GO): mRNA processing
Cellular component (GO): exon-exon junction complex
Molecular function (GO): mRNA binding
Source: RefSeq, a predicted model, not a curated record